Messenger RNA from Aureobasidium namibiae CBS 147.97, 1125 nucleotides. RefSeq lists its product as uncharacterized. Bases 1 to 1125 code for a protein of 374 amino acids. Gene Ontology annotation, cellular component: cytoplasm; transcription export complex 2; nucleus. The record is from RefSeq and is a predicted model, not a curated record. Gene Ontology annotation, biological process: mRNA export from nucleus. The transcript has 3 exons. NCBI's taxonomy places the organism in Eukaryota, Fungi, Ascomycota, Dothideomycetes, Dothideales, Saccotheciaceae.
AUGUCGUUCCUCAAGAAGCGGCGCGAGCAAGAACGCAUCCACGCCAUUGCCCAAGGCUUCCUGGCCGACCCCGACAAGCCGCGCACCCUGGCUGAGGCCAUCACCCCCGUAGGAACCUGUCCGGACAUGUGUCCAGAAUUCGAACGUCUUGAGCGCAUUGUGCAAAAGGAUGUCUGGGGUCCCGAGCUCGACGAUCAAGGUGCUCCCGAUGAGCAGCGUAUGGUAAAGAAGUUCAGACGCGCCGCAGCUGGCAUUGACGAGCAACUGCCGUCAGACCUGCGCCCUCCUAGUGCCCUCAAGAAUACCGUCGACUUCCUCUUCAAUGACAAGGUCGCCAAUGCCGAAUCAUUGGGCAGCGUACAUCACUUUGUCUGGGAUCGAACUCGCGCCGUCCGCAACGACUUUUCUAUUCAGCAAAUCACAAAACCCGCCGAUGUCCAAGUUGCCAUUGAAUGCUACGAACGCAUUGCCCGCUUCCACAUCCUAUCACUGCAUCAGCUCGCCGUUCCAGAUAAGCCCUACGACAAAUACGACUGGUAUCAGGAGCGAGAGCAGCUCGACCGUACCCUCUUGUCUUUGAUGCAAUAUUACGAUGACUCGCGUGGACGCGUCGAGUGCAAGAAUGAGGCCGAGUUCCGCGCAUACCUCAUCAUUUUCCAAGCCCAGGACCCAACACCCGAUCUGGAAGAAAGAGUCAACACCUGGCCCAUCUCUGUCAAAUCUGACAGGCGUGUAAGGAUCGCUCUUGACCUCAACUCUGCCGCUUCAAACAUCGUCGAUCCUCAAGGCCCGCUAAAACCUCGCGCUGCUUACACUGUUGCUCGAGAAGACUGGGCCCAUUUCUUCGACCUCGUUCGCUCCAACAAAGUCUCUUACCUCAUGGCCUGUGUCUCGGAGAUAUACUUCAAGCUUGUGCGGCGGACCACCUUGAACGCCAUCUGGCGUGGAUUCAAGGGCCACGUCUUUGAGUUCACCCUAUCUUUGAUGACCCAUAUCCUUGGCUUCGACGACACUGAACAGACCGAAACUUUCUGUCAGCAUUUUGGCUUUGUCUUCAAGGAAUCCACCUCUGGAGGCGAGACCUUUUUGGAUUUGGAUUCGCAGAAGCACAAAGCUCAGGCUUGA